Messenger RNA from Camelina sativa (false flax), 934 nucleotides. RefSeq names its product PHD finger-containing protein 5. Lineage: Eukaryota; Viridiplantae; Streptophyta; Magnoliopsida; Brassicales; Brassicaceae. The record is from RefSeq and is a predicted model, not a curated record.
AAGGUUUGUUAAACCCAAAUUCGUCGUCGCUCGCUCUUGAGAUAAAAAAAAAAAAACUGACUCUUCGAUUUCAAGAAAACCAAGAAAGAUCGAAACUUUUGGGUUCCAAAAGACUUUUUUUUUUUUUUUUUAAAUUGUGACUUGAUUGAUUUGAUAACAAUGGUGGUGGACAAAAGUGGUUACGAGUCUGGAUCAAAAGAUUCGCCAUUUACUUCAGAUAUUAACCUUUCCGAUUCCGCGAAGAAGAAGAAGAAGAAGACCAAGAAGAAGCCUUGCGAAGUAUGCGGAAGUGUUGCUGAUGAGCUUUCGAUAAUGAUAUGCGUCAAGUGCAGAGAUACAAGAGAGCAUACUUACUGCGCCAGGAUGCUGUUACAUCGUGUUCCUCGUAUUUGGCUAUGUGAAGAGUGCCGUGAUCCAUCAUCUGCUAAUCAUCAAGUAAAAGAAGCUGCUCAGUUAUCAAGAACUGUUCAAGUGGAACAAGUUGUGGUUAACAAAGUUUCUAUUGAUCAAACUGUUCCAUUGUCAAGAACCAAGCAACUAAUUGUGGAUAACCAAGUUCCUAUUGAUCGUCAAACUGCUCCAUCAUCAUUAAGAACUAAUCAAGUUGUGGAUAAGAAAGAUUGGAUGGGAGCUGCUCCAUCAUCGAGAACUAAUCAAGUUGUAGAACAAGUAGUGCCUGUUAUUCAUCAGCACACUACAGAAGAAUCAAUUCCACGCUCCCAGGUGAUGAAACCAAUCUUCAGUUUCUCUCCCUCCCUUUGAUGAAAAAUUGAAGAAGAUUGUUCUGUGUCUUGAUUGAUCAAUAUCUCCACUGUUCAAGCCCAUGUGGGAAAGAUUUUCCAGUCAAGAGCCACCACAAUACGUUGAUCUCUUCUUUUUUCUUGAGUCACAAGUCAUUUUGUUAGCUAACUGAGAGAUUGGACUUAUUUCAUUG